AUGCUUUAUCACAAUAAUCCUGAAACUUUCAAGUGUCUGUCAUGUAAUCGAACAUAUGCAUGUGAAGCCAACUUGCGUUCUCAUAAUCGCAAGACUCUGUCUUACAGAAACUUUAGCACCCAUCGUUGGGCCAUGCAUAAUCGCCAAAAAUCUUACACCUGUCAAAUUUGUGGUGAAAGUUUUCGACUUGCCUCCAUGUUGCGUAAUCAUCUAGAUGGCCAUGCAGCACAUAAACAGGUCCAUCACGAUCAACAAGGCAUUGAAUCCAAGUUCAAGCGUCGUCUAACCCAUGCUUGCUCAUGGUGUUCGGAGAAGUUUGCCUAUGCCUCGUGUUUAAAGAUUCACAUGCAAAAAGUACAUCCGGGUAAACGAAUGCAGAAGAGUCGCAUUUCCUGUACGCUGUGUCCCUUGAAAUUCUCAAAUCCCUUACAUUUUCGCUUACACUUACGCAAGAAGCAUGGAAAAACUUCUCUGGAAAUCAAGGAAGAGUUUGCGGAAGAAGAUGCUGAAGAUUCGAUGUAA
Messenger RNA from Stomoxys calcitrans (stable fly), 522 nucleotides. RefSeq names its product oocyte zinc finger protein XlCOF22-like. Lineage: Eukaryota; Metazoa; Arthropoda; Insecta; Diptera; Muscidae. Gene Ontology annotation, molecular function: RNA polymerase II transcription regulatory region sequence-specific DNA binding; DNA-binding transcription factor activity, RNA polymerase II-specific. The transcript has 2 exons. The record is from RefSeq and is a predicted model, not a curated record. Gene Ontology annotation, cellular component: nucleus. Gene Ontology annotation, biological process: regulation of transcription by RNA polymerase II. The coding region runs from base 1 to 522 and encodes 173 amino acids.